Molecule: messenger RNA, 4681 nt
Organism: Anarrhichthys ocellatus (wolf-eel)
Lineage: Eukaryota; Metazoa; Chordata; Actinopteri; Perciformes; Anarhichadidae
Product: bromodomain-containing protein 4-like
Biological process (GO): chromatin remodeling; regulation of DNA-templated transcription
Cellular component (GO): chromatin; nucleus
Source: RefSeq, a predicted model, not a curated record
CACCGCCCAACGUCGAACGCGACUGUUUGUUCUGGAUUGUGGGGCGAGGAAGGUCUGCGUAGCCGCUAAACAACCGACCGAAGAAGAGAGUCGAGUGAGGACUGUAAUGGCCUGAGGGGGGCCCCCCCCACCAUGUCCUAUCCACUCAAACUGUCCACUCAGUCUCUACAACCUUCCUCAGUGAUGGGAGACGGACUGGAGGCCUCCAGCAGCAGCCAGAAGCUCCUCCCCUCUGCCCCCCCGCCGCUGGCCUUCAACGUCCCGCCCCCCGAAAUAUGGAACCCCUCCAGACCCAAACGACAGACCAACCAGCUGCAGUUCCUCCUCAAAGAGGUGCUGAAGACGUUGCGGAAACACCACUUUGCGUGGCCCUUCCAGUCUCCCGUAGACGCCAUCAAGCUCGGUUUACCUGACUACUACAAGAUCAUCAAGAUCCCGAUGGACAUGGGCACCAUCAAGAAACGUCUGGAGAACAACUACUACUGGAAUGCAUACGAGUGCAUCCAGGACUUCAACACCAUGUUCACCAACUGCUACAUCUACAACAAGCCCGGCGAUGACAUCGUCCUGAUGGCGGAGGCCCUGGAGAAGGUCUUCCUCCACAAGAUCACAGAGAUGCCGCAGGAGGAGACGGAGAUCGCUGUGGUCACUAAGGGCCGCCGGGGGGGCCACCGGGAGCCAGGUCUGAUCACUAAGUCAGACUCGGGCCAGGACUCCUCGUCCCCCUCCACCACCCCCCACACACGGGGCUUCUCCUCCCCAUCAGUCACCCCCCAGACCCGUGCUGCACCCCCCCCCCCCCCCCCCAGGGCCCCCGCCCUGUCCCACCCCCCACGAGUGCCUCCCACACCCCCCUCCCACGUUCCCCACCUGGGCCCUCCGUUCCCCCUCUCAACACCGGAUGUCCUGGCCCAGGUCGUGACAUCUGUCCCCCCUCCGGCCCCGACACACCUGGUGCUGCAGAGCCCCCCCGCCCUCAUCAAGCAAAGAAAGAGCCAGAAGAGGAAAGCUGACACCACCACACCGACAGCCAACGACCAGCUGAGCGAAUGCUCCCCCGUCUCUGCCGAGACUCGGCCGCCGCGGCGGGACAGCAUUCGCCCGUCCAAGACGCCCAAAAAGGACACGUCACAGCCGGACUCUCAGCAUCACCUGGGGGGCGGUUCGGAGGCGGGGGCGGUGACGGUGAUGCAGAAGCGUCAGGAGCAGCUGCGUUACUGCGUUCGCCUCGUCAGAGAGAUGCUGUCCAAGAAACACGUGGGAUACGCAUGGCCCUUCUACAAACCUGUCAACGUGAAGGCCCUCAGCCUCCACGACUACCACGACAUCAUCAAGCACCCCAUGGAUCUCAGCAACAUCAAGAAAAAGCUUGACAACAGGCAAUACAGAGACGCUCAGGAAUUUGCAGCAGACGUCCGGUUGAUGUUCUCCAACUGUUACAAGUACAAUCCCCCAGACCAUGAUGUGGUUGGCAUGGCACGCAAACUACAGGACGUGUUCGAGAUGCGUUUUGCCAAAAUGCCCGACGACGAGCCUGAGGAGCCCGCCCCUUUUCCUACCCCAUCGUCGGCCCCCCAACACCCCCCCACCCCCUCCACUCGACAAGCUCCGCCUCCUCCCGCCGUCUCGGAAGACGACAGCUCCAGCAGCUCCUCCGAAUCGGAGUCCUCGGGGGCGGACUCGGAGCACGAAAGGCAACACCGAUUGGCUGAGUUACAGGAACAGCUUAAAGCUGUCCACGAACAGCUGGCAGCACUCUCUCAGCCUCCGGCCUGCAAACCCAAGAAGAAGGAGAAAGAGAAAGAGAGGGAGAAGAAGGAGAAAGAGAAGAAGAAAGAGAAGCACAAGAAAAAGAUGGCGGUGGUAGUAGAGGAACCCGUGGAGGCUCCUCCUCCCUCUGUGACACUUCAGACCACCGCCACCAAGAAGAUGAAGAGCAGCAAGGAGCCGAUCGUGGUGGUGAAGAAGGACAGGAAGAAGCCCAGCAAGAAAGAAGGAGUUAAAAACAGUCGACCGGUCGUUCAACCUCAGCCUGGACCGACACCGCUCGUCCCCUCGGCCUCUCUGGAGGCAGAAGAUGAACCAGGUGUGUUUGGGGGCGUGUCCUCCGACAGGUGUACACCCAUGUCCUACGAAGAGAAGCGCCAGCUGAGCCUGGACAUCAACAAGCUCCCCGGAGACAAGCUUGGCCGCGUCGUGCACAUCAUCCAGACGAGAGAGCCGUCGCUGAAGAACUCCAACCCGGACGAGAUCGAGAUAGACUUUGAGACGUUGAAGCCGUCCACGCUGAGAGAGCUGGAAAAGUACGUGUCCAGCUGCCUCAAGAAGAAGAAGAAGUCAGGAGAGAAGAAUCUGGAAAUGACAAACAUGACGAAGAUGAAGACGGGGUCCUCGUCUUCAGGCAGCAGCGACUCCUCCGACAGUGAAGACGACUCUGAGAAUGGGCUGGUUCCCAAGCUGCAGAAGAAGAUCCCGACUAUCAAAGACAUCAGCGACACCAAGAGGCUGCACCACCUGUCGCUCAGUACCGGAGCCGGUCCGGUCCCUCCUCAACCUCAGACUCAGGCUCAGCCUCAGGCUCAGGUGGUCCAGUCCAAACCUCCCCCUGUCCCGGCUCUGGACUCGUCCCAGCUGAUGGGCUCUGGAUUCGAUCCUCUGGCUCAGUUCAUGAACCCUCACCUGUCGCGGUCGAACAGCGAGCCCAAUCCGACCGUCGCUGCUGCUGCCGUACCCGCAAACACGCCCACCGAGACGCACCCGUUCCUGACCCAACAUCCCAUCACAGCUCCUCCAGCGAUCCACAUUGCUCUUCCCCAGCAACCGUCGAGACCGAGCAACCGAGCGGCGGCACUUCCUCCCAAACCCUCACAGCCUCCUCCGUCCUCGCUCCCAUCCUUGCCUCCUCCCUCCUCACCCCAGCUUCAGGCCUCGCUACCCCUCGCUACUCUCCCCUGCCCUCGCGUCCCAUCAUCGCCCGCGUCGCACGGCAUCCUGGGAACCCUCUCGGCGCAACCUCCCCAAGCCCUGUUGGAAGACGACGACGAGCCGACGCCCGCCAGUUCUCAAACCCCGCCCCUCAGUCAAGUUCACACCUUCUUGCAGUCGCUGCAGGCUCGGUCCACCGCGCAGCUGCAGCCGCCACACGUGCACACACACCUGCCUGCGCAGGGCGCCCCUCAGCUGAUGUCGACAAUGCACACCUUGGCCGCGACCACAUCUGGCCCUGCCCUGACACAGAGACACGGCUUAGGCCACGCCCACGUGCGCCACCCGUUUCCUCAGACGGCGCCGUCGCAGCAGCAGAAGGGAGUGGCCCUGCAGCAGAAGGUUCAACAGAUGCAGCAACAACUGCAGCAGCCGUCGCCUCGCAGCAAAGCAGAGCCUUUCUCAACAGGUGGCCUGCGUGAGAGUCCGUCUCCCCUGAUGAUUCACUCUCCUCAGAUGUCUCAGGUCCACUCGAUGGGUUCACCCUCUCAGACCAAGAAACAUGACCAGAGGCCGCACCUUGUUACAGUCAAAGAAGAGAAACCUUCCCAGUCUCCAGUUCUGCCACCCUUCAGCCAAGACGCACAGAAACACAGAUCAGACCCGAAGCUGUUGGACGGCUCUCGUCCGGGUCACCGCCUCCCAGACUCCCCGGCACCACUGUGUUCCCAGCAAGGCCUCAAAAUUAAGCAAGAGCCCAAAACUCCCAUCGCUCCAAAGAAGACACAGGAUGUGAAGAUAAAGAACAUGGGUUCCUGGGCCAGUCUGGCUCAGAGGUCCCAGUCCACGCCGGCCUCCUCCGUUCGCUCCUCCAGCGACAGCUUCGAACAGUUCAAACGGGCCGCCAGGGAGAAGGAAGAAAGGGAGAGGCAGCUGAAAGCUCAGGCUGAGCAGAUCAGGAGGGAGCAGGAGAAGCUACGUAACCGUGAUGAUGAUGACACCGUGGAGCAGGCUCGUCGAUUGCAAGAAGACGCCCGCCGUCGCCAGGAGCAACAGUCGCCGCUGGCCCCUACCCCUCCGGCUUCCACCCCGCCCACUCACUCCCCACAGGCCCCGCCCCCACAGGCCACGCCCCCGUCCUCUGCACUCGCUAUCGACCAGCGGGAGAUGGCACGCCGCCGCGAGCAGGAGAGGCGCCGGAGAGAGGCGAUGGCCGACACCAUCGAUAUCAACUUCCAGAGCGACCUGAUGGCCAUUUUUGAGGAGAAUCUGUUCUGAGGGAGAAUAUUACCCACAAUGCUCUGGCUCACAUGGUCCACACACACACACACACACACACAUACACACACACACACACACUGUUGAUAGUACCUGUCUCUCUCUCAGUAGUUGAAACAGCUGGCUUGUGUCAUGUGAAUGAGAGAAAGUAAACAGAAAGCAGGCCUGGUGUUCAUGAUGAGACAUUUAAAGACAUAAUGAUGAAGAUUUAAUUUAACUAAUGAACCUCUGAAGGACAGAACGAUCACGUGUUCAUUUUAAAGGGACAGUUCACCCUAAAGCCAGACGCACUGGUUCCUCCUCUCAGCUGUAGUGUUGUUGAUCAGAUGUUUACUUCUCUUUGAUCUGAUGGCACCAGACGUCACAUUUACAUGAAACCAUGAACUACAACGUCCAGCAGGAGGAGCGCGCCUCCUUCUGCCCUGUGAUUCGGUUUGUGAGAGAGAAAAUAGUCCCGACGUGAUGGACUCAAGACCCA